Molecule: messenger RNA, 1171 nt
Organism: Triticum urartu
Lineage: Eukaryota; Viridiplantae; Streptophyta; Magnoliopsida; Poales; Poaceae
Gene: TOM1
Product: tobamovirus multiplication 1
Cellular component (GO): plant-type vacuole membrane
Source: RefSeq, a predicted model, not a curated record
CCCACGUUCUUCCCUCCCUCUCUCCAAUUUCUUUUGUGCUUCUCCUCUCUCUCUCUCUCUCUCCGUCUCCCCCCACAGAAAGUGUGAGAACGCCAAGAGCGUCAAGCUGAGGGAAAGAUGAGGGAGCUGGUCUCCUCCUCCACCUCCUCCCCCACCGCGGCCCUCGUCGCCGCCGGCCACGCGGCGCUCCGGGGAUGGUGGGAGGAGGUCAACGAGUCGCCGGCGUGGCAGGACGGCGCCUUCUUCUCCCUCACCGCCGCCUACGCCCUCGUCUCCGCCGUCGCGCUGAUUCAGCUGGUGAGGAUCCAGCGCAGAGUGCCCGAGUUCGGCUGGACCACGCAGAAGGUGUUCCACCUCAUGAACUUCGUCGUCAAUGGGGUUCGUGCCGUUGUAUUCGGAUUCCAUGCCUAUGUCUUCCUCCUCCAAACUAAAGUUUAUAAGUUGGUGUUACUAGACCUCCCCGGCUUGUUGUUCUUCUCGGCCUACACCUUACUUGUUCUUUUCUGGGCAGAAAUAUACCAUCAGGCUAGGAGUCUCCCCACCGAUAAGUUAAGGAUUAUAUACCUAGCCGUUAAUAGCAUCGUAUAUGCAAUUCAGAUCUGUAUUUGGGUGUACCUUGGAAUAAACGACAAUGCGUUGGUUGAGCUGGUGAGCAAAAUCUUCAUCGUAUCUGUCUCCGCCGUGGCCCUUCUUGGUUUUGCAGUAUAUGGUGGAAGGUUGUUUGUCUUGCUGAGACGUUUCCCCAUUGAAUCAAAGGGGCGAAAAAAGAAGCUUUAUGAGGUUGGGACUGUGACGACAAUCUGCUGCACCUGUUUCCUGAUAAGAUGCAUCGUGGUGGCAGUAUCUGCAUUUGAUGCUGAUGUUUCUUUGGAGGUUUUAGAUCAUCCAAUCCUAGAUUUCUUCUAUUAUAUGUUGACAGAGAUACUGCCUUCCGCGCUGGUCCUUUUCAUCCUUCGGAAGCUUCCACCUAAGCGAGCAUCGGCGCAAUAUCACCCUAUUAACUAGAGUUUUUGUGCUUAUGUAUGAUGUUAUGCUUGGAAUAAUGGAUAAACUUGGAAGUGCCCAAAAUUUUACAUGUCUGGUGUGAGCUGAAUGCUGGUGUUUUCCAAAAGCAUCGAAGUGUUGUCGAUGGAUUAUGCAAUGUGCAGUUCAGGGGCCCUAUAGCAGUGAA